GGACGGCUCUGAGGACCCCGGCGGACGCCCGCCCGCCCUCCCGCAAAGAUGGCGGCCUCCUUGCGGCUCGGCUGCGGCCGCCGGGCUCUGGGCUACCUCUUGGGCUUCGCGAGUGGCCAGCGGGCCGAGGCGGUCGUGACGUCGCUUGGCCGCGGCGUGGGCUGCCGGGGGCUCCAUGGCACGGCGUGGCUGUGGGUUGAUCCUAUAAAAAUUUUAAUGCCUUCCUUGUCUCCUACGAUGGAAGAAGGAAACGUUGUGAAAUGGUUGAAAAAGGAAGGUGAAGCAGUGAGUGCUGGAGAUGCAUUAUGUGAAAUUGAAACAGACAAGGCCGUGGUCACAUUGGAUUCAGCAGAAGAUGGUAUUUUGGCUAAAAUAGUGGUUGAAGAAGGGAGUAAAGGUAUUCGGUUAGGAUCACUAAUUGGGUUGAUGGUGGAGGAAGGAGCAGAUUGGAAGCAGGUUGAAAUUCCCAAAGACGUGAGUCCUCAGCCACCCCCAGCUUCACCUGCGCCUGCACCACCUGUAGCCAAAGCUGUGGUUCCUGCUUCCGCCACAAAGGCCCCCCCAGCUGGGAAAAUGUUGCUCCGGCUAAGUCCUGCUGCUCGCAACAUUUUGGAGACGAAUGACAUCGAUGCUAGCCAGGGUACUCCUACCGGACCUCGGGGCAUAUUUACUAAAGAAGAUGCCCUCAGACUUGUACAGUUAAAAAAGUCAGGCAAACUUGCUGAAUCCAAGCCUUCUCCAGCACCUCCUAUUACGACUGCAGUGCCUUCGCCUCCUCCAGCAGCUCCUGGGCCACCAUCUUAUCCAAGGCCGAUGAUUCCACCACUGUCUACACCGGGGCAGCCUAAUGCAGUGGGCACAUUUACUGAAAUCCCUGCCAGCAAUGUUAGAAGAGUAAUUGCCAAGAGGCUAACUGAAUCUAAAAGUACUGUACCUCAUGCAUAUGCUACUGCUGACUGUGACCUUGGACGUGUCUUAAAACUAAGACAAAGUCUCCUCAAAGAUGAUAUCAAAGUAUCAGUAAAUGAUUUUAUCAUCAAGGCAAUAGCUGUAACCCUUAAACAAAUGCCAGAUGUGAAUGUGAGCUGGGACGGAGAAGGCCCAAAGCAGUUGUCCUCCAUUGACAUCUCGGUCGCAGUGGCAACAGACAGAGGUCUCAUUACACCUAUCAUAAGAGAUGCUGCCGCCAAGGGAAUACAGGAAAUUGCUCUUUCCGUGAAGGCUCUGGCAAAGAAAGCAAGAGAUGGAAAAUUGUUACCAGAAGAAUACCAAGGAGGGUCUUUUAGCGUUUCUAACUUGGGGAUGUUUGGUAUCGAUGAGUUCCGAGCUGUGAUCAAUCCUCCUCAGUCCUGCAUUUUGGCGGUGGGCCGAUCCCGACCUGAGCUCAGACUCUCUGAAGAUGAAGAAGGGAAUGCUACGCUGCAGCAGCAUGAUCUCAUGACCGUCUCCUUGUCCAGCGACAGCCGAGUGGUGGACGAUGAGCUGGCUACCAAGUUUCUUGAACGUUUUAAAGCAAACCUAGAGAAUCCUGUCCGACUCUACUAGUCUCAAAAUGACUGGCUGACCAUGCAGGUUGUUACUAAAGUGAAAGGUUACAGUCUAUAGGAAUACAGUUUGAGUGUUUGGUAUGAAAUGGACAAAGUAUUUAAUUUAUUUGGGGUGAAAGAACCUGGACUUUGUCGUCUUCAUUUCUGUUUAAAGAUAACCUAUUUUAAAGACUAAUCAGAGGAGGAGCACAUCUAGUUAUUUGACUUCUUUUAAAACUACUCUGGUGCUGCACAAAAGGGUUCUACUUAACUAGGUGUAACUCAUAUCGGAGAGCUUCAAUAUUCAAAAAAGAAAACAUUAGAAGGCCGAGACUAACUUUUCUCAUGUUGAAAACAAGGCCAGUCUUGAUUGAGAUGCUCAGAGGUUUGAUAGCUGAAUUUCAGCUUUACAAGGGCUGCUCUGGCAGUAUUCCUACAUGAUUUAACACAGAGAGGAGAUUCCGGCUAAGAACGAAUCACUAGGCAGUUAGGAAUACAUCUCUUGAUGGAUCGUGACCACACUGUCAGGUUAUUUCUGUGUAUAAAGCCAUACCUUUCCCAAGGUGGUUUCUAUCAGUUUUGUUGUUCUGUUGUUGACAUUGAUAACUGUGAGCUUCUUGAGAAGGGAAAAAAAAAGGUGCAUUUCUACUAAACAAAGAUCAAAAAGGCACAAGACAUGUUUGAAUGGAAAACCAUAACCAGAACACCUUUACCUUCUGGUAGAAAUGUAGAAACAGUGAAUGAAUCUUAAAAAGUGCUUACUCUGAUGCUAAGUCGCCAUAUAUUAAUAAAUGAUAAUCUCUCACUAAAA
Molecule: messenger RNA, 2337 nt
Organism: Trichosurus vulpecula (common brushtail)
Lineage: Eukaryota; Metazoa; Chordata; Mammalia; Diprotodontia; Phalangeridae
Gene: PDHX
Product: pyruvate dehydrogenase complex component X
Exons: 11
Coding region: 49-1545 (498 amino acids)
Biological process (GO): pyruvate decarboxylation to acetyl-CoA
Cellular component (GO): mitochondrion; pyruvate dehydrogenase complex
Molecular function (GO): acyltransferase activity
Source: RefSeq, a predicted model, not a curated record